AUGGAGAAUGAAGGGACUGUGGAUGGGAAAGUGAAGGUUGUUAUCAGCGUUGUUCUUGAUGAAGAUGGGGUACCUGGCAGUGGAUUAGUCUUUGACCUAGAGAGUAUUCGAUAUCUGCGUGAACUUGGGAUAGCAGGUGUGUUGUCGGGUACUCUACCGAGCGCUACUCAACAGAAUCUAUUUCUUACUGUACCACUUCGGCUCAUGAUUGAAGAAGUCUUGUGGCUUCUCAUUAACAAUCUUUGUGAAGUGAAAAUCAUCCCAGCCAAUUCUGGAGAUCAUAUGGCCAGCAUUAUCAAACAACGAAAGCUUGAGCUGGCUGAUAUGAAUAAGAAAAACAUGGAAAAGAUGUUUGCUUUACAAAGAGAUUAUAAGCGUGCACUGCAUAAACAAAAAUUGGAGAAGCUAGGAAUUAAAGAAAAAAAUACCGACGCAAACGAGGAACUCAUAAAUUCAUCUCUCUUUGUCGAGACACCCAACACAUCGUUGAUUACUCCAGAAGCGAUAAAAUCCCAUCAGAGAGACCAUAUUUUAGAUCUCCUAAAAAGUGCAUUCUCGAAAUACAACACAUACUUGUUAUACCAACAAUUAAGAAACCAAAAUUAUGUCCUGGCUCCUGGUGCAAGAUUCGGGGGUAAAUAUAUUGCAUAUCCUGGAGACCCGCUAAGAUACCACUCUCAUUUAACCAUUCAGGAUGCUAUAGACUACUACGAAGAGCCUAUAGAUCUCUUGCAACUGCUGAGCGGUGCAAGAUUAGGUACCACUGUUAAAAAGCUUUGGGUUUUUGGAGGCGUGAAGGAUAAAGAAAAGAAUAAGCCAGUUUCAUUUUACUCCGUAGAAUGGGCUGGGUUUGGUUGA
Messenger RNA from Nakaseomyces glabratus, 858 nucleotides. RefSeq names its product tRNA splicing endonuclease subunit SEN34 (gene SEN34). Gene Ontology annotation, cellular component: tRNA-intron endonuclease complex. Gene Ontology annotation, molecular function: nucleic acid binding; tRNA-intron lyase activity. Lineage: Eukaryota; Fungi; Ascomycota; Saccharomycetes; Saccharomycetales; Saccharomycetaceae. The record is from RefSeq and is a predicted model, not a curated record. Gene Ontology annotation, biological process: tRNA splicing, via endonucleolytic cleavage and ligation; tRNA-type intron splice site recognition and cleavage.